CCCCUGCUCCUGCCCUCCACCAGGCACUUGUAUCUCCUCCUGCAUCCCCAAACCACCAGCCGUGGAGCAGACAACAGCUCAAAUAUUUGUGGGGCUUUUCCUACCUCUCCCAAGGCUGCAUUGUCCCUGCAUCGUCCUGUGGCCUGAAGUGACAAGGAGCAAGGGAACUGGGACCACCCUGCCUUUCUGGAUGCAGGCAUGGAGCAGGGCUGGAAGAGCAGAUGGCAUCACAAGGCUGUUUACUGAGAGGCAGAGAGGAGAAGAAGAAGAAUAGGAAGUGCUAUCAGCUUGCUGACAUAAACUACUCACAAAGCACCCCAGACUAGGAAACCUGCUACAGGACGUUGAAGGGAUGAAGGAUCAGAGGAAGAGACACCAUAGCAGAAAAGACAGAUGAAGCUUUUACCUCUCUGUUAGCUCUACCAAAGCCUGAGCAGUUUCUUCCACCUUCCUUUGGGGAGCUCCUCAAAGCAUCUGUUAGAAAGCAAAGCUGCUCCAGCCCCCAAGGACUGGGAGGAGGGAAAGAUACCACCUUUUCUAAGAAGGGCUGAAGAAACUUCAGGGAAAAGCCGACUGCUGAAUCUGCUGCUGUCUGUGCAGGGACAGGGCCUGUGGGCAUGUGGGGGGGCUCCUGUGGAGGGGCCCCCACCAUUGAAGCAGCACUUCCUAGGGAGUCUGGGCUCAGAGUGCCCACACUGCUUCCCCUAAAAAAUUCCAGUCAGCUUUCAGACCAGUUUUUAAAGGAACUUGCUGGUCAACAGGGAAAGUCCUUACUUGGCUCCAUAAUUAGUAUGAAAACAGGAAAGAGGGUGUAGGAGUCAGCAGUCCGUUUUUGCUGUGAAAAGAGAUCUUUGUAUCUGUCACAUGUUUUUUCAACACAUUCAUGAGUGACCUGGAAAAGAGAAUAAGAUGACAGGGCUUUGCUGAGGUGAUUGGAUUACUCAGGUUCAUGGGGACAAGUGCCAUCUAGGAGGAGUGCUGACAAUCAUUACAACAUCAGGCAACUGAAAUUCAGUUUAGAUAAAUAUCAAGUCACAGACAACGGGGGAAGGGAAGAAGCCCCAGAUCCACAAACAAGAUUAUGCACUGAGACAGCCAUGAGCCAGCCAUUCACAGAAAGGCCUGGGGCUAUUUCAGAUAUGAAAACACACACUGUAAUCUUUCCCAGUUACAAAGCAGAAAGCCUUGUGCCACUCUUCAAAUUAUUGUCUCACCCCCACACAAGUCCCUGUGUGCCCCCAGCACCAGCAUCUCUGGAAGGAUCAAGAGGAGCCAGGGAAGAUUUGGAGAAAAGCAACAAGGAGGACUGAAGGCAUGGAGCCAUGCCUGAAUGACUAAGUGAGCUAAAAUUUCUGUUUGGAAAAUGUGCUGUUGGGUGGAUACAAUCUAGGCCUGUAAAGCAGCCACUCCAAUGUUCAUCUACCCUUUGACGCUGAAGGCAAAGGAACCCUGGUGAGGCCCUGCAUGUGGGGAGAGCUGCUGCCCCCUUUCAGAAGCUUCUGAGUUGAAGUGGGAAGCAGGAUUUCACAGAAGUGAAACCCACCAUGGCUACAAAACACAAACAUCAUCUCCCUUCCAGCUUGGAGGCUGAGGGAACAGUUGGGCAGUUAGUGCCCAUUUACUGUGCCACAUUUACUCUUUCCUAGCAUCUGCUUUUGUCCUCUGAUGGAGACCAGCCUUUGAGCUGGACCAGCCUCUGCUUUGCCUCAAGGCACCUGCCUACCUUUGUUUUGGGAGGACUUGUUUUUGUCUCAGCACUGCAGCAGUGGUGCACAACAGUGCACUCUCAUCCGUCUUGUGAAAUACAAGCGUGUGUCCUCAAGCUGGUGGCUGAAGGUGGAGAUGGAAUUCCCUGCACCCAGCACAAGACGGAGAGCAGCCAUAAGACUUGCUGGGACCUGUGCUGACUGUUGCCACACAAGAUGACAGCAAGAGAUGGGCCCCAAGAUAGGUACAAGGCUGUCUGGCUGAUCUUCUUCAUCCUUGGCCUGGGAACACUGCUGCCAUGGAAUUUCUUCAUGACUGCCAGGGAGUAUUUCAUCAAUCGCCUUGAGGACCCGGAGGAGAAGAGCCGCGUCAGGAACCAGACUGGUGAGGCCACCUCGACACCCUCCUACCUGCAGUCUGUGUUUGACAACUUCAUGACUCUCUGUGCCAUGGUGCCCCUCCUUAUCUUCACCUGCCUCAACUCCUUCAUCCACCAGUGGAUUCCUCAGCAGAUCCGCAUCUCAGGCAGCCUGGUGGCCAUUGGGCUGGUGUUUUUAGUCACUGCAAUCAUGGUGAAAAUCCAUAUGGAGCCUCUUCCCUUCUUCAUCUUUACCAUGAUCAGCAUUAUCUUCAUCAACUCCUUUGGCGCCAUUCUCCAGAGCAGCCUGUUUGGGCUGGCAGGGCUCCUGCCUGCCAGCUACACAGCCCCCAUCAUGAGUGGGCAGGGUUUGGCAGGCACCUUUGCUGCUUUGGCGAUGAUCUUCAGUAUUGCCAUUGGUGCCCAGCAACCCGAAAGCUUCAUUGGUUACUUCACCACGGCCUGUGUGACGAUCGUGCUGGCAAUUGUUUCCUACGUAGUUCUGCCUCACAUGGAUUUCUUCCGAUACUACUCCAUGAAGGACAAGACAGAGUACCACGUGUAUAAUGCGGAGCUGGAGACCAAGAGAGACCUAAUUAAGAAAGAUGAGAAUGGGAUGGAGCAGAAUAAUUCAAAGAUCAUCCCUAUCCACAACCCUGAUGAGCAGCCCUCUGUCAUUGCUAUUUUUAAGAAGCUCUGGGUCUUGGCUCUGUCUGUCUGCUUCGUCUUCACUGUCACCAUCGGCGUCUUUCCUGCCAUCACAGCUAAAGUGUCCACUGUCCUUGGAGAAGGAAACAAAUGGGGUCUCUACUUCAUUCCUGUCUCCUGCUUCCUGCUCUUUAACGUCUUUGACUGGACAGGACGGAGUCUCACUGCCCUCUUCACAUGGCCCGGGAAGGACAGCUGCCUCCUGCCAGUGAUGGUGGUCCUCCGUGUCAUCUUUGUCCCUCUCUUCAUGCUGUGCAAUGUGAAACCCCGUUACUACCUGCCUGUUGUUUUCUCUCAUGAUGCCUGGUACAUCGUCUUCAUGAUCUUCUUCUCCAUCUCCAAUGGCUACCUGGCCAGCCUUUGCAUGUGCUUCGGGCCAAAGAAAGUGCUUGCGCACGAAGCGGAGACAGCUGGAGCCGUCAUGGCAUUUUUCCUGUCACUGGGUUUGGCCCUAGGAGCUGCUCUCUCCUUUCUGGUCCGAAUUCUCAUCUAGCAGAGGCACACAGAGGGUGCAGGGACACCAAGAGAUGGCUCUGCAUCUUCCACUGAGGCCCUGGACACCUCAGCACUGUGGGGAAAUAACAGCUCACACCUGUCCCUGCCAAAUCACACUGCCACAGCAGACAUUACACCCAGGGAUGGUUCCACCCCUGCAGGGUUGGCCUGGUUCCUGCCACGCUUGGCUGUGUGAUGCCUUCAGGCCUAUGUGCCUUCUCCUUCCCCAUGCUGUGUGUGUUGUAAGACCCCUGGGAUCUCCAAGAGGUCCAGCUGCCUCCCAUGCAGCAUAACUUCCCUGGCUUAAGGCCGAAAGCCAUUUUCAGCCUCUUUGACAGAGUAAAAGGCUGGUAACCAGUGUUACUCCUUCUCUUGCCCUUGUCUCCAAAGCACCUAGGAGAUUCUCUCCUCUCCUAGGGGGCCUGGAAAUAUCCCUCACCCCUCCUCCUGCUGGUAAGACUUGUGAAUGGGGAGGAGAGCCCAGCCAGCCUUGCCAUCCCUGCUCUCUGCUAAACACACAUCCCCCUGCCCAGUGGUAUCCCAAGAGUGUAGACAGUCUCAGAAAGGGCCAACACCAUGGCUAGGCUGAGGAAGGAGGAGGUCUCCACACCCCACCUUCUCCCCCUCUUGCUUCUGUUCCCUUUCUUUUUUUGGUGAUUCUGAUAUUGUUUUUUCAACCUCCUAGUUGUGUGACAGGAGGUUCCACUGUGGGCUACAAGAUGAGAGGCAGCAACUCCCUUCCCAACAAAGCUGCCUUCCCUACCCACCUACAAGGGAAGGCCUUACCUCUCCCUUGGCUUUCCUAUCCCUUGUUGUGUAAAUGUGUCUAUACAGUUGCCAUUUUCUAUAAAAAGAACAAAAUGCUC
Messenger RNA from Parus major (Great Tit), 4134 nucleotides. It is a transcript of the gene SLC29A1, whose product is annotated as solute carrier family 29 member 1 (Augustine blood group). The record is from RefSeq and is a predicted model, not a curated record. Bases 1923 to 3266 code for a protein of 447 amino acids. The transcript is spliced from 15 exons. Gene Ontology annotation, cellular component: plasma membrane. NCBI's taxonomy places the organism in Eukaryota, Metazoa, Chordata, Aves, Passeriformes, Paridae. Gene Ontology annotation, molecular function: nucleoside transmembrane transporter activity. Gene Ontology annotation, biological process: uridine transmembrane transport; nucleoside transmembrane transport.